Molecule: messenger RNA, 2256 nt
Organism: Aspergillus aculeatinus CBS 121060
Lineage: Eukaryota; Fungi; Ascomycota; Eurotiomycetes; Eurotiales; Aspergillaceae
Product: SAC3/GANP domain protein
Exons: 3
Coding region: 316-1878 (520 amino acids)
Cellular component (GO): nucleus
Source: RefSeq, a predicted model, not a curated record
UGUCCUCCCUCGUUCCUCUCUCCUCCUCAUUCCCCUUCUCCUCCCCCCUCUCUCCUUUUGUGAAAACGCUUCGUCUUUUAUCGAACCUCCCGCAGACAACUUCAAGACUUCGCCCCUGUUGUGGAUUCGUGGCGGCAAACAUACAUCUUUCUCCUGAUACUGUCGUCUUUGCUCUGUCUGUGUAGGAACGAUGUUUUGACCUGUCUCCUAUAAUAUCGAAAUCAACUCACUCGUAGCUCAUACUUCUUUUUCUUGCCUUUCACCCUUCGCUUCCCCCUUAUCCCUUGUUGGCCCUCGUUUAGACCUGUGUCCAAUAUGAGUGCUGGUAUUCCACCUUGGCGUGCCACGGCGGCAGCACCUACCGCCACGGCUUCUCUGUACUCGAGUCAUGCAACCCCUGCCUAUACCCCUGUUCAAGCACGCCGUAGUAUUACCACUGCCAAAACAACGAUCUCUGCCCCAACACCGGCUUCGUCGCACCAAACAUCUACGGAAACCGCCCCCCGCAAACAACGAGUAGAGUGGCCAGAGCCGGUGCGAUUGUACGUACAACGCAGUUUUGCACCUGAAAAUCGGCUCGCUGGAGUCGAGCGAGGCGAGAUGGAAACCAAACUCCGAGCCGUCAUCACCGAAGCGGCCGAGAAUAAUAUGCUCGAUAAGAUCGAUUGGACCAACUUGCCCCUGCCUCAAGUCAUGGUUCAGAAUGAUCGAAACAAGAUAUUAGCUAGCCCUAGCGUAUCGACUUGGGGCACCUUCGGCGCACUUUCACCCAAGAAAUCCAAUAGCAACGGGCUGGAAGACGUGUCGAAGAAGCGGAAGUCGGUUGAGUACCAAGGGGAUGCGAACGGCUGUCCCCCUUGGCGGAAAACUAACAAUCACAAUGCUUUUGAAGAUCGAGUCACCUAUGCCUCAACUGAUAAGCGCCAAAGAAUAGAUUUGAAGAAUACUAGUAAGUCUAAAGCCAAUCUGGAAAUGCGGAGGAAACGCUUCGAAGAGCCUCAGGCUUCUAAUGGUUCCUCCGCGUCGUCCCGCGGCACCUCACCCGUCCCUGCUGCGAACACCGGCCCUGUUGUCGGAACUUGCCAGGAGUUGGAAAAGAACUAUUUCCGCCUGACUGCCGCACCGAAGCCGGAGACCGUGCGGCCCUUGCAUGUUUUGCAUAAGACCUUGGACGUGCUGAAGAAGAAGUGGAAAAAAGACAACAACUAUACAUAUAUCUGUGACCAGUUUAAGUCGUUGCGGCAAGAUCUGACAGUGCAGCAUAUUAAGAACGAAUUUACUGUCAGCGUCUACGAGAUUCACGCCCGAAUCGCAUUGGAGAAGGGGGACCUUGGUGAGUAUAAUCAGUGUCAGACUCAGCUUCGCGCACUGUAUGCACAGCAGCUUGGCGGGCAUCCCACAGAAUUCCGGGCAUAUCGUAUUCUCUACUUCAUUCAUACUCGCAACUGGACGGCCAUGAACGAUGCUUUAGCCGAUCUAACCCCAGCAGACAAACGGGAUCCUGCUGUGAAACAUGCCUUGGAUGUACGCUCUGCCCUUGCUCUCGGAAACUACCACCGAUUUUUCCAGUUGUACCUUGAUACCCCGAACAUGGGAGCUUAUCUCAUGGACAUGUUUGUGGAUCGCGAGCGAUUGUCGGCCUUGGCAGCUAUUUGUAAAGCAUACAAACCCGACGUAAAAAUCCGAUUUGUCACCGAAGAACUUGGUUUCGAGUCCGAUGAGCAGAGUGCACGCUUCAUUCUGGAUCAUUCCGCUGAGGAUCUGCUUCAGGAGAAGGAGGGGUCUGUGAGACUCGUGACGGGGCCCAGGGCCGGCCAGCUCUUUGAAGCUGCCAAGGCCGAUGCUCAUCGGAUCGUCGAUAUCAAGGGCCAGAUCUAAGUUCAUCUCUGUUUCUUUGAAGCCACUCUGCACAUUUUCAUUCUACAUCACCUUCUGGAUACUCUUGCGUACCCUCGACAUAUCAGUUUUCCUUCUACCGUCAUGGUGUUUGGAGUCAUCUUUUCAGAUCGUUUUACCCCGUCGUAUUCCCCUUUCUCUUUUCUUGUGGCACACCAAAAUAUCUUUUAUCGGCAUCGGAGGCGUCUGGAUAUCGACUUUUCGUCGAAGUGAGGAGAUCUAUACCCAUUUCGACUCCGGGAAGCGUUGGUUGAUCCGGGUUUUUCUUGCGAGCCGGAGUGGGGAUGAGGCAGAACAGUACUUCUAACCUUUAGUUUGAUAAAUCUCGGUAGUGCAAUUGAAUACGAGGAUUUUUUUGUA